Molecule: messenger RNA, 2701 nt
Organism: Girardinichthys multiradiatus
Lineage: Eukaryota; Metazoa; Chordata; Actinopteri; Cyprinodontiformes; Goodeidae
Gene: tgfbr2b
Product: transforming growth factor beta receptor 2b
Exons: 11
Coding region: 97-1908 (603 amino acids)
Biological process (GO): protein phosphorylation; transforming growth factor beta receptor signaling pathway; cellular response to growth factor stimulus
Cellular component (GO): plasma membrane; signaling receptor complex
Molecular function (GO): metal ion binding; transforming growth factor beta binding; ATP binding
Source: RefSeq, a predicted model, not a curated record
AGCAGAGAGCACAGCAGAGCAGAUCAGACACCAAAAUCUUUUCCCUGGCUGCUCUCUUUUCCAUGUGAAUGAAAGGUGUCAAAAGAACUUAGUAACAUGCUCGGACCGCAGUGCUUACCAUCUUUACGGGGAGCUUUGUUAUCACUAUUAUUAUGGGCCGUUAUUUUUUUGCCAUUGCUGAAACCCGGGACAGCUGGUGUACCAGGUGUGCCCAUGUACCCCUUGAGACAACUUUGUAAGUUCUGUGAUAAACAAAGUUCUUCCUGCAAUGGCAAAGAAAGCUGCAUGUCCGACUGCUCUAUUACGUCCAUCUGUAUUUUCCUUGAUGAAGUCUGUGUUGCUAUCUGGAGAAAGAAUGAGACGGGAUUCUCUGUGGAAACUCUUUGCCACCAUCCGUCCAUGCUGCUGUAUGGUAUCAUGCUGGACGACUACAACAGCUCCACCUGUGUGAUGAAGGAGAGGAACUCAACAAGUGGGAUGGUACACAUCUGCUCCUGCUCAGAAGAAGAGUGCAAUGACAAAAUGGUGUUCGCUCCCAAAGUAGAUCAAACCAUGGGUGAUUCCUUGAUGUCCAUAAUUCUGAUGAGCCUCUUUCCCCUCAUUUUGAUGGGGAUUUUGGUUGCUGCAAUGUUCUACUGGUACCGGUACGUUUAUCGGCGCCACCAGCUAAACAGAAAAUGGGACAGCAGCAUUAAAAUGCGUAAGCCAAAAGCAGGUGGGCUGGACUGCAGUGAUGCCUGUGCCAUUAUGGCGGAUGACGAUGGUUCUGACAGCAGCUCGACUCACGCUAACAACCUGAAUCACAACACGGAACCACUGCCUAUAGAGUUGGAUCUGCUGGUGGGUAAGGGCCGCUUUGCUCAGGUAUACAAGGCUAAGCUAAAGCAGACGAGUUCAGAUCAGUUUGAAACUGUUGCUGUGAAGAUCUUCCCCUUUGAGGAGUAUGCCUCCUGGAAGAAUGAAAAGGACAUCUUUUCUAACACAGACCUCAGACAUGAGAACAUCCUCCACUUCCUGACAGCUGAGGAGAGGAAGGAAGAGAAACAGUACUGGCUCAUAACUGCCUUCCACCCCAGAGGAAACCUCCAGGAGUACUUGACACGUCAUGUCAUCAGCUGGGAAGAGCUGCAAACAUUGAGCAGCUCUCUGGCCAAUGGUGUUGCCCACCUUCACAGUGACUGGCUUGCAUGUGGACGCCCUAAGGUGCCCAUAGUUCACAGAGACCUGAAGAGCUCCAACAUCCUGGUAAAGAAUGAUAUGACUUGCUGCAUAUGUGACUUUGGCCUGGCGCUCUGUCUGGAUAGCAGCCUGUCAGUGGAUGAUCUUGCCAACAGUGGGCAGGUGGGCACUGCACGCUACAUGGCCCCUGAGGUCUUGGAAGCCCGGCUAAAUCUGGAGAACAUUGAGUCUUUUAAGCAGACCGACAUUUACUCCAUGGCUUUGGUCCUGUGGGAAAUAACAUCAAGAUGCAAAAUCAUAGGAGUUGAGUAUCAUCUCGGUCUGGGUGGGAUCGUCAAUGAGGUGAAGGACUAUGAGCCAGCGUUCGGCUCAAAAGUGCGAGAGCACCCCUGUGUGGAGAGCAUGAAGGACAAUGUGCUGCGAGACAGAGAGAGACCUGAGAUCCCCGACAGCUGGCUCAGGCAUCAGGGCAUAUUGGUUAUCUGCACAACAAUCAAGGAAUGCUGGGACCACGACCCUGAAGCCCGUCUCACAGCUCAUUGUGUGGCUGAGCGUCUCUCUGAAAUUGAGGACGAGCCAGAGAAGCUGUCCAGCCGCAGUUCCUCGGCAGAGAAGAUCCGGGAGGAGCUGAAUGGCCCCAUAGCCAUGGAGAUCCCUGAGGAGGAAGUGAAAAUAAAUGAAAUCCAGAACAUCAUAGCUGUGGACUGCUCUGUGAGCGACAAGCAGUAAGACAAGGAUUUACAUCUCUGUAGACUCCUUCAGAGGCCCUUUCAAGUGGUCUAGUUUGAUAGGGCUGAUGGUGAUUUUGAAGAGCUGAGCUCUUGCAGGACAUUUGGUCACCAUAUUAACUUUGGCUCAGCAGAACAAGCCGAGGUAAAUAUUAUGGUCCUAAUGGAUUCUACAAUGUUAUAACACAUUGUGAUAACCUAGAAAGAUGCAGAUCCAAAAAAUAUGGCUGGAAACACUCCAAAGGUGUUUUUGAGAAUCCAGAGCCUGACAGGCUGUUUUCUACAUGGGAAAUAAAAAGGGUAAUUUGACCCAACAGGUUUCACAUUACAGAUUAUUAUCAUUACUUCACAUUACAGAUGCCCAUCAUUUCCAAUGGUUUAUGUAUUUCUUUCAUUUAUUUGCCUUAAAGUGCCUUUUUUUGCUGUGUAGUUUGAGCCAGAAUAUCAUAGAAGUGGCCUUAUUCAGCAGAGUCCAUCCUUACCAGCCAGUUAAGGAGAACAGAUCCAUUUAUGUGUCUUUCUGUUUGAAUGUAAAAUUUGUUUGUACUUACUCACAUGUUAAGCGUGUUUUAUAAAUAAAAAAACAAAACGUACACCAUGCAUAGGAGACCGUAAGUUUGCAUAAAUAACCAAAACAGGAAAGUAAUUUUAUUUUGCUUAUUUCCAAUGCAGAGAAAAAAACCUUAAAAUCUUAAAAUAGUGUUUGUCUUUAUCAACAAGCAGUUUUACCCUGCUGUACAGUAUGUGGCACAAGAUAUUAUAACUGUUGUAUGAAUUAAAGAUACUUACAUAUA